UAAACAGACAGAAGAAACUCAAAAAGUCUCUUUAAGGAAAGUCAUGUCACUCGGCGGCCAUAUUUGUAACGCUGUCGGGCAGCUUUUCAGUCAUACAAGACCAAGUCCUAUCUACAUAAAUGAGAGAAGACCUAGAUCUUUCAAAUCGCUUGCUACGGCCACACGAAAACAUAAUGUUUCCAACCAACAAUUUAAUCUGACAUUAAUUGUACCUGAAAAUUGGUUUCUAAAGCUCAAAUUGCGCUAAAUAAACCACUUCAGUUUGUUUUAUUUAUCAAAGAGCUCCUCCUCCAGAAAAGCGUCAAUCGCUAGCGAUUAAUUGAUUGGCUGUUUUUACUAGAAGGCGGGACUUUCUUUGCUAGAGCGUUGCACUUUCCCCACACACAAGAAUAGAAUUGCGGCGCGUCGUUAAUAUAUAUAAUCUUUGAUCGUUUUAACUUAACUUUGUACGUUGAACCUCUGUUUAAAUGUUCUCCUAAUAAAUGAAUACAGUAUUAUGAACAGAAAUAUGGAGAACUUUAGCACACUGUUUGCUGUUGUGUCAGGCGUGUCUGGGGUUUAUCUUUGUUAUUCGCUUUACACUUCUCACACAUUAUUUCAAACAAACACAGUGUUUGACGGAAGAAAAGCUCUGCCAGGAUCAGUUUACCUCAUGAUCAGAUACAUUCAUCAGUCUCUCCGCAAAAAGAGAGGACAGGUGAGAAAAAUCAACGACACAAACCACGAGCUUGUUUUCACUUUGAUUAACUGCAGAUUUUUUUUGUUUCAGGUAUGAUGUGGUGUCUUUGAGGAAGUUCUGCAGUCUUGUAGGUUAUGGUUGGGAUUAUCCUGACAGUGUUUUCAGAGAUGUGCCCUUGUGUUACCCUCAGUUUCUCUUCAGAAGAUUGAUCAGUAUGAUUGUGUGCUCAGAUAAGUUCAGACUCAGUCCCCAGGGUCUGUUGAGUGUCCGUCAAAAGGUGAUUGUACCCGAGGCAGUAGAUGAGCUGAAGAAAGGUCCGUUUAUGCUUCAGGCUCAAAUAUUGGAGUAUCGGGCUGUUAAUGCAGGUGUGGAGGUGGAUCUUUCUUUAAAAGCAUCCAGAGAUCAGCAGCUUAUAUGGAGCAGCACACUGACUCUCCUCUCUCCUAACGGCACAUACAAACCCCAUGCUCAUCCUGACACGGAGGGCACACACGAUCUGACCUCAUUGAGGUCCAUCAAUUGCGCUGUUCCCUGGAUCACAGGUGUAAAGUGUGCCUGGGUGUUUGGUGACUUCUGCUCACUCUCUGCAUCUCUUUUGGGCUUCACACGCCUCACGGUCCCCUCGCUGUGGAUGUUCGCCAGGUGCAUGGCAGAGAUAGAAAAACAGAAAGGAGUUGAAGUGGUACGAGCUCCUCUGACUGUAUCUGUUCAAUACAUGAAGCCUCUGUCUUUACCGAAUCAAGUCACCAUUAUAUUCAGUGAUAUCACAGACACUGAACCAUCAACGACAUCAGCGUUUUCACUGGUGGACAACCGGACCAGAAACCUGUACAUCUCAGGAAAGAUUCGAAGACAAUCAACAUGA
Molecule: messenger RNA, 1544 nt
Organism: Paramisgurnus dabryanus
Lineage: Eukaryota; Metazoa; Chordata; Actinopteri; Cypriniformes; Cobitidae
Source: RefSeq, a predicted model, not a curated record